Calidris pugnax (ruff) is the source of this 2982-nucleotide messenger RNA. It is a transcript of the gene PTGR2, whose product is annotated as prostaglandin reductase 2. Lineage: Eukaryota; Metazoa; Chordata; Aves; Charadriiformes; Scolopacidae. The record is from RefSeq and is a predicted model, not a curated record. The transcript has 12 exons. The coding region runs from base 307 to 1350 and encodes 347 amino acids. Gene Ontology annotation, molecular function: 15-oxoprostaglandin 13-reductase [NAD(P)+] activity. Gene Ontology annotation, biological process: prostaglandin metabolic process.
GUUCAGGGCUGCGCGCAUGCGCGCCGAGGGGCGGGGCCGACUCUUCGCCCCGUAACGAAGGUGACGGGCGCGCUCGAGGCGCGGCUCAAGCUUCUGAAACUGAUAUUGAACUAUCAGCAGGACAGUCUCCAGAGGCUCUUCCACCUUUGACAGCAGUGAUUUCUAACUUGGUCUUGGAUCACACCUAGGCAAGUGGAUAAUCAGUAUGCUCUCUGGGAUUGCUCUCCUCUGGGAGCCUGCAUACUGCAUCACAGACUUCUCAAAAAAACAUCAGAGAUCCAGUGCCAAAUUGCCGCAGAAGCAGGGAUGAUUAUACAGAGAGUGGUGCUGAAUUCACGCCCCGGUAAGAAUGGAGUGCCAGUGGCUGAAAACUUCCGACUGGAACAAAGCACAAUAGCAGAUACAAUCCAAGCAGGACAAGUGCGUGUUAGAACCCUUUAUCUCUCUGUGGACCCUUACAUGCGGUGCCGAAUGAAUGAGGAUACUGGCUCGGAUUACCUCCUGCCCUGGCAGCUCUCUGAAGUUGCUGAUGGUGGGGGCAUUGGGGUUGUGGAGGAGAGCAAGCACGAUAACCUUGCUAAAGGAGACUUCGUAACUUCCUUCAAUUGGCCCUGGCAGACAGUGGCAAUUCUAGAUGGAAGCUUGCUACAAAAGCUUGCUCCACAACUUGUAAACGGACGCCUUUCCUACUUUCUGGGUGCAGCUGGUAUCACAGGACUGACAGCCCUCUUAGGUGUAAGGGAGAAAGGACACGUGGCUGUGGGUGCAAAUCAGACCAUGGUGGUGAGCGGAGCAGCUGGUGCCUGUGGCUCUUUGGCUGGCCAGAUCGGCCGUCUGGAGGGCUGCUCUCGAGUGGUGGGCAUCGCGGGCACAGAUGAGAAGUGCUCCAUUUUGGUCCAAGAAAUGGAGUUUGACGCUGCUAUCAAUUACAAGAAGGGGAAUGUUGCAGAGCAGCUCCGUGAGCUCUGCCCAGGCGGUGUGGAUGUUUACUUUGACAAUGUUGGUGGAGACAUCAGUGACACAGUCAUAAGUCAGAUGAAUCAGAACAGCCACAUCAUCCUGUGUGGACAGAUUUCUCAGUAUAACAAAGAUGUGCCUUAUCCUCCUCCGCUGCCUCCUGACACAGAAAAAAUACGGAGAGAAAGAAAUAUCACAAGGGAAAGAUUCCUAGUGUUGAACUAUAUGGACAAACAAGAAGCCAGCGUGUUACAGCUCUGUCAGUGGAUCCAGGAGGGCAAACUCAAGGUCAGAGAGACCAUGGUAGAAGGCUUGGCAAACAUGGGUGCCGCUUUCCAGUCCAUGAUGAAUGGAGGCAAUAUUGGAAAACAGAUCGUCUCAGUUUCUAAGUGAAAAAUAUUUCUUCGGGAAAAAUAAUUGAAUUCAAUCUCUAACAGUGAGCAAGUUUUUCCUUAUACUAAUUUCUUAAAUAAACCAUCAUGUUCUGUAUGUACUGAAAGCAGAGAUUCUGGGAUGCUAAGGCAGAACCUACGCUAAUAAACUAAAUAGGGCUGGAAACAGGAAUGCGAUCAUUUAUACUAGGAACAAGUAAUCUGUUCUUUGACAUGACUUUGGCAGUUGCCGCUAGCACACCUGCAAAUAUUUCACAGGUGUGGUUUGGAAGUUAGAACAUCCCAGGAACCAAUAAGCAGUUUGUGUGCAGCCACCUAGUUUUGGUCGUUAGAAGAAUUUAGUAGAGUAGAUGUGCACCUUCCCGUGCAAGUGUGUCUCACUGCCCAGGAACUUCACUAGGAAUUUUUCAUUUACUGCUGUAAGUUUGCUCUGACAGUCCAAUCGAUCGGACUAACCAUUUUAGAAUGUAACUUCUCAUUUUUACAGAUAAUUGCAAUGAAAAAUUCAGUUUCUGGAAUCCAAGGUCUCUAAUAACAAAGUCAUUUCCAUUUUGCCAUCUGGAACAAAUUUCCACUGAUCUGUCUUGUCCAUCUCCCUGUAUUGUGUCUUUAUAUCCCCUAUUUUCAGAGCACUUGAAACCCAAUUCAUUUACAAUUCCAUUGCACGCAGCCUGAGACUUUCCUCAGAGGUUGGUUCAGGUGUAGGGUGAGCCUCCUGCCUAACUCUUCAUUUAUUUACUCUUCUCAAUUUUUGCAUUCCAGAUUUAAGUAAAGUUUUCUUUUUAGAAUUCCUUUUCUAAACUUCACUGUAUUUUAUGACAAUCUCCCUGAUUUCACUACUUUUUCUAGUUUUAACACCUCUCCAGGGUGACAGACAGGGGAUCUUAAAACACGCUGCCUAAUGACAGAAGGUGACUUUGCAGACAGUUGACCUUCUGUCCCCUCAGUAACUUAUGUUGGCUCAGAUUUUUGGUCUAACAAUGCUCUUUUAUAACUCCAUGCCUAAUGAGACUGAUGAGAUUAAGUAUGUGUCUUCAAAAGCAAGGAACAGAAAAGAAAGUAAGCAAUUAUGUUAACGUUCUUAGAAUUUCUCGACCAUGUACAUUUAGAGACAUUAACACCUAUUUAUUUAGAGAAUAGGGUUGCUCAUGACACAUUCUGAUUUACAGGCUAUUGGGUUUGGUUUUAAUUUGUUUGCCUUAAAGACAAGUGCUCCCAAACAGCAGGGUCAGCUGAGCAGGAGGCUCGGAGGCAGGAGGAAAUGCAGGAGGAAAAACCCAUUGAAUUUGGGUUUUUGUGUGUGUGUGUCUAACUAUACAUCAGUACAUAUGAUGUUUAUUGGGGGCAUGAUGUCACCAUGGUAUUUCUGUAUUUUAUUCCACCCUUGAAGGCUGACCUCUUCCUGCACACAAGUUUCAUCAUCCUAUAAUUUGCAUUUCCCUGUGGUUGGCUCCCUCCGAUCUAUCAAUUUUGCUUGAGUUUCAACAGCCUGUUUUGAGAAAAAUGCCUUUUAUUCUUAAAACUGAGGAAUCUUCUUCUGUUUUAAUUCCAGCCUGUUUGAAAGAAAGUAUAUCAUAGGGUAGUAUCCAAAGCAAGCCAAUUAAAUAUCCUUAUAUUUCAAAAGAAACUUCAA